This is a messenger RNA of Phycomyces blakesleeanus NRRL 1555(-), 2337 nucleotides long. Its product is annotated as glycosyltransferase family 5 protein. Gene Ontology annotation, molecular function: glycosyltransferase activity. The transcript is spliced from 2 exons. The record is from RefSeq and is a predicted model, not a curated record. Bases 1 to 2025 code for a protein of 674 amino acids. Lineage: Eukaryota; Fungi; Mucoromycota; Mucoromycetes; Mucorales; Phycomycetaceae.
AUGUCUUUUGCAGGAGAUCCCAUCAACUCAAAUGAACAUCGUAAAUGGACACCUCUGUCGAUCAGGUUGAUCAUAAAAACCAUCUCAUCCCGAAAUCCACUCGGAUUCUUCCAGAAGCGAUCGUGGUGGCAGCUACUUGGACUUUUUAUCGGCUUCCUCGGUAUUGUUGAAAUAAUCUUGGUCAUUACAGGAUUAACGAUGCUGCAAAAAACACAGCCAGACGUUCGUGUUGCAUUAAGACAAUAUAAACCUAUCUCUUAUAAGCAUCUCAGCACUCGGUUACCUCCAAAUCUUAAGCCAGGCACGACUGUUUAUCAUGUCACAAAGGAAUUCGGUCCUGCCACAAUGGGAGGUAUGGGACAAGUGCUGACAGCCAUGGCAUCCGCACAACAACGUACCGGAAGACUUGAUGUGUCGGUUAUUAUGCCCAUGUAUUCGUUUGUGAGAUCCAGGAACCGUGUCCGGCGUUUGGUUGAUUUGCGCGUAGAUAUCACUGACACCCGUGGACAAACGAAGCCUGUCGAAUUUUCGGUUUAUUUGAUGAAGUAUCCAGUUGUACCAAAUGCAACUCUUGAGAGUGAGGUUAUCAAUGUGUAUUUGAUUGGGCCAGGCAAACUUAGUCCACUCAACCGUGCUUUCCGGGCCAAAGCUCCGGUCGAAAUAUAUUCCUCGCCAAAAGAGUUACCCCAAGAGUGGAAGGACCAGUAUUUUUUAAAGGCAGUCGGACAACUCAUCUCACAUCUUACGACUGCAUAUGACGAACAGCCCUUGUUUGCGCCUUUUGGAAAAGCCCCUCAGGUCGACGUGGUUCAUUUACAUGGGGCAACGAAUGCAUAUCUGACACAGUAUCUACAGACACUUGCAGAGAAUGAUCAUCUUGGGUCCUUGCGACCGGCGGUUGUGUACACCAUGCACGACUAUUUGGAUGAGCUUCAGUACACUAACAAGGUAUCAAAUGUCCAGAGAUUCGGUCAGGUUGAUCCAGCAUAUGUCUAUGGGGACCAGAUGUUUAUGGCAAGUCUGGCCAUCGAAAAGGCAGAUGUGGUUACUUUUGUGAGCCGGAGUAUGGUUGCAGACAUGCUUGAGGGCAGACUGGAUUUCUAUCUAAAAGAACUUGUGAUGGAUUCUUUGCUGCGCAAGGCUAUGCAAGAUAGGUUCUUUGGUAUCAGCAACGGUGUUGACUUUACUAGACUCAACCCAUUCGAUCACCCACAGUUAGUCCGAGAGCAGCUUGCCUUCCCUCCAUAUGCGCGACUGCUCCUCAAGAAUGCCCAGCCAGAAUCUUCGCCUUUGCCUUGGAUGCUGUCGAAUUCCCCAGAAGAUAAUGCAAGUCUAGCAAAAGACAAGGUCAAACAAUUCUUAAUUGAAAAGGGCCAACUCAGCCCUGAAGACUUUACCCGGCCGCUGGUCCUGUUUGUCGGCAGAUUCCAAUACAACAAAGGGUUGGAGAUCUUUGAGGAGGCUGUACGAUUGUUUGUUGAGCACGACAUGAAGUUUGCGAUUAUUGGCCAGCCGAACAAUUACCCACUUUCUUGGAUCAAAGACCUGGCCAAGAAGAACCCAGAACACGUUGUGCUGAUGUCCUCGGCAAGUGCACAAUCCAAGUGGCUGACUUACUAUCGCGCUGCAGCCGACUUUGUGUUUGUGCCAAGCCUCACGGAAAGCUUUGGUCUGGUGGCGGUAGAGGGGUUGUCGUUUGGAGCGGCUGUGAUAUCGACAGGUGCAGGGGGCUUAAAAGAGUUUUUAGUGGACCGUCCACGCCAACCUGGUAAAUCUAUUUUGGUUGGUCAGACCAGCAAUGCUUAUCUAUUUGAACCCUCGACUCUGUCGGAUGCUAUCCAAGACGCGUCUGUGGCGUACAAAGAAUGGCAAGAAAGCCAGGCUCUGCGGGAGGUGCAUGUGUUACGGAUGAUGCAGAGUGCACUUUUACUUGGGUGGGAACAGGGUGAUCUCAAAGGACCAGUUUAUGAUUAUAUGCGUGCAUAUGCAAUAGCUUUGGCAGUUCGACACACAUCUCUGCUUUAAUCUUUACUUUGAAGAUUAAAUGAAGCUGCAUAUAACCCAUACAAAUACACGACCAUCUCUAUAUACAUAUACAUAUUUCACAAGCACACACAGACAUAUCUAAGCACAUGGCAGAAGUAAAGAUAGAAGCAGAGGCAGAAGCAGAGGCAGAGUCAAAGGCAAAGGCAGAGGCAGAGGCAGAGGCAGAGGCAAAAAGUAAAUCUCAAAAUCAAAAAGAAUUUCUAUCAAAUGAGUCUACUCGACUUGUUUAUUUAUUUAUUUACUUUAUACAUUUCUAUAAUUAUACAAAUACAAAGAUGAAAAUACUUUUUU